This is a messenger RNA of Candidula unifasciata, 153 nucleotides long. The record is from the annotation of a GenBank genome assembly. Lineage: Eukaryota; Metazoa; Mollusca; Gastropoda; Stylommatophora; Geomitridae.
AAAAGCCGGAAAGAUGUCAGUAAUUUUGACAGGGAGUUUACUUCGGAGGCUCCGAAACUAACACCAACAGACAAAUUGUUUAUAAUGAACUUGGACCAGUGUGAAUUCUCUGGAUUUUCUUAUGUCAACCCGGAAUUUGUGGUCACUGUUUAA